GAGAGCUGAUUGGAGUUGAAUAUUUCCAUUUCCUUGGUUCAGUUGGGCUCUAAUAAUACUCUGGCCUGUUAGGUUCUGGUUAAUUAGUUUGCCCUGAGGACAGGCCUUGUUAAGAAUGCAGUGUUCUAGAGUAUUUCAAAAUGAUUCCCUUCCCCUCUCCCUGUAGGGAGCACAAUGGGAUUUUUCUCUGAUAUUACAGGGAGAACCUGGAUAAUCUGGAGAUGAAUCUCACAAAAUUGUGGUGGCUCCCCUGUGACUGGGGAGUUUUUAAGUCUCAGAGUUCCUUACACUGACCCUGAAGGAAUUACCCAAUUAUAGUUCAGGUUUUCCUACUCUGGCCUGGAUUCCUGUUGCAGUUUCCACUUGUGAAUCUCUGCUUUGGUUUAUGUUGGAGACAUUGUGGGUUUGGUUCCGGAGCACUGCAAUAAAGCAGAUGAUACAUGAUUUGUCUGCAAGUUUUUUCAUAUGGCAAGUCUCCAUAAAGUUUUCCAAUGUAUUUAUUAAAAAAUCUGCAUACAAAUGGACCCACAUUGUUCAAACCAGUGUUGAUCAAAGGUCAACCUUGAUAGUUCAACAUCAGUGGACAUAGCAGUGAAGAUAUUGAGAACUGUUGGGGUCUCCUUUAGAGGAACAGGACCUGAGAAAAUACAAACUCAUUCUGCUUGAUACCUCUGUUCACGCCAGAAAUCUCCACAUGAAUGUUUAUAGCAGCUUUAUUCCUAAUUGCCAAAAACAGGAAGCAAGCAAGAUGUCCACUGAAAGGGAAAACAGUUCCAAGCGGACCCUGACCCUUCAAGUAUGAAGAGGCAUGAUUUCUGGUCCCAGCUUUAGCACUUCCUAACCAUGAGAUUUGGGUCAUAAGUGAUUCCAUCUGAUAUACAUAGGAGAGAAAGUGACUGAAGAUCUCAGAUGGCAACUAUAUGAUUGAAACUAUUCAAAGUCAAACAGCUGCAUAUUCUUUCAACUAUAUCCGAGCAUACUCAGGAUAUCAAGUGUGAUUGAACUCAACGUCUGUUUGGCUGAUCAUCAUGAAUCGUGCUUUUAGCAGAAAGAAAGACAAAACAUGGAUGCAUACGCCUGAAGCUUUAUCAAAACAUUACAUUCCCUAUAAUGCAAAGUUUCUUGGCAGUACAGAAGUGGAGCAGCCUAAAGGAACAGAAGUUGUAAGAGAUGCUGUGAGGAAACUAAAGUUUGCAAGACAUAUCAAGAAGUCUGAAGGCCAGAAAAUUCCUAAAGUUGAGCUGCAAAUAUCAAUAUAUGGAGUAAAGAUUCUAGAACCUAAAACAAAGGAAGUCCAACACAAUUGCCAGCUUCAUAGAAUAUCAUUUUGUGCUGAUGAUAAAACUGACAAGAGGAUAUUCACUUUCAUAUGCAAAGAUUCUGAGUCAAAUAAACAUUUGUGCUAUGUAUUUGACAGCGAAAAGUGUGCUGAAGAAAUAACUUUAACAAUUGGCCAAGCAUUUGACCUGGCAUACAGGAAAUUUCUAGAAUCUGGAGGGAAAGAUGUCGAAACAAGAAAACAGAUCGCAGGAUUACAGAAAAGAAACUUAGUGUUCUCAUGUGACUUUGCUUCACUUCCUGAUGCUUCUCAUGGGGAUCAGAGCAGCAGAAGCAGCAGAUGCUGGAUUCAAGACUUAGAAACCGAAAACAUGGAACUUAAAAACAGAGUGCAAGAUUUGGAAAGCCAAUUAAGAAUAACCCAAGUAUCAACAUCUCCACUGCUGCACCAAGUGUCUGAUCAUGAGCAACAUGGGUUUCAGAGAUGCUCAUCCUCUUUCUGGCGUAGUAGUGAUGAUGAUUCAUCUUCCUGUCUAAAUAUUUCUUCCAUUACUGUCACUCCUGUCAACUCGCCUGAUUCCAGACUGUCAUUGGGACUGUUAAUACCACCACCUUCUAAAUGUGGCCUUCCCAAGCCAAUCAGUGAGAGCAGCAUCCCAAGACCUCAUGCAGGCAGUGUGACACCUAAGUCACCCUCCACUGACAUCUUCGAUAUGAUACCAUUUUCUCCAAUAUCACACCCAUCUUCAACACCUACCCGCAAUGGCACACAGCCACCUCCAAUACCUAGUAGAUCUACUGAGAUUAAACGGGACCUGUUUGGAGCAGAACCUUUUGACCCAUUUAACUGUGGAGCAGGGGAUUUCCCUCCAGAUAUUCAAUCAAAAUUAGAUGAGAUGCAGGAGGGGUUCAAAAUGGGACUAACUCUUGAAGGCACAGUAUUUUGUCUCGACCCAUUAGACAGCAGGUGCUGAUGUCAAGAACAAGAGAUCCAGAUUUGUGUUUAAUUUGUUUUCUAUACAUAUGCAUCAUUCAUUAUUAUUUUAUGAAAGGUAGUAUUCAUGUGCCAAUAUAUUUUUGAAAAUCUUAACUUUUUGAAAAUUAUUUUAGUAAAAUGUUCAUUAUUGAUCUAUAACAUUUAUUUCAAAAACAACUAAUUGUAAAGUAAAUCAUACGUUUAUGUUCCUUUCUGUUUCUCUUGUAGAUGAAUUUAUAAUCAAAAAACAGAUUACCCAAAUAUCUGUCUUGUGUCUGAGUUCUAAAUAAUUAGCAUCUUGAAAUUUGUGUUCCUUCUCCAGGCUGCUAGUUUAUUAUUGAUUCCCAAAAGCCAUACUUUAAUGAUACCUUUCAAAGUCUUGACAAGAUAUACCAAUGCCAAGCUAAAUAUGUUCUAUAUUCAAACCAAUAAACAUGUUACCAUCCAUUAGACAGAUGUUAUUUUAUGGAUUAAAUGUUGUUCAUGUCAUUGCAAAAUGUAAACUUUGAAUAUAAUGCCACGAGGUCAUUUGUAGCAAGUAAAAUAGCAAAAAUAUAAUUUCCAAUAAUAAUUAAACCAAAUAGAGUAUUUGUUAGCAAAAACAAAGUAAUAGUGUUAUCUAUUAUUAUCAGUUAUACUCUAAGUCUUUUAUUUAUUUCAUAAAUAAAGAUUAUGGGAAAAAAUGAAAAUUUGCUCUUCGCAAAACACUUAAUAUUUAAUUUCUAAUGAGAUAAGAUAGACACCUAUCUAAUGAGAUAAGGAUUUACAUUGCUAAGCAUCUCAACAUCAUCUGAGCUAAUAUUUCCUUAAAAAAUAUUUGGAAUUUAGGCUGUCUAUGGUUGCAAUGUCUAUUACCCAUAUAUACUUUACCAACUAUAUUUUUUCUCACUGAAUAAUAUUAUUCUUCUCAUAUUUUCUCCUUCUCAUAGAUAUUUUCUCACCAAAUUUUAUUUUGUGAUGGCCCAUUAGUUUUGAUAUUUGAAAUCUAUGACAACUAUUCUUUAUGAAUCAUCAAUAUUAUUUAGCAAAUUUAAUUUGUAUUUGUUUUUGUUGAAGUCAGAAUCUCAUUUUUCACAAAAACCAAGUGGCUUCUCAGUUUGGUUCAACAUAAACAAUAAAAUUUUCUUGUACUUAAUUCAUAAUGUGUUGAUAAGCUCUGACCCUUAAAAAUGUUUGUUUCCUAUGCAUUUGCCCAUUAUGUAACAACCUUUAAUUUGUACUCAGUGCAAGAAAAAUCUAUGGUCAAAAUUUAAAAUUUGGUUCAUCACAUCAUAAGAAAAAUAGAUUAAAUUAAUGAAAAUAUGAGCUUAGAUUAGGGGUAGAUCUUAAAAGUAGAUUUUUAUUUUACUCAUGGGAAUUUCUGUCAAGUGCUAAAGGUACAUAUUCAGUAGGAAAAGAAAUCAAAUAUGCUUAUGCAAUAUUAUAUUUGUAUGUAUCUUCAUGAUGUUCUAUGGUAUAUAUAAGCCUUGUUUUCUGUUAUCUGCUAAGUUGUACCUUAAUUAGAGGUUAGUAUAUGUUUCAUAAAGAAGAAUCUUUAUAAUUUUGUUUGUCAUAUAGUAUUUUGGAAUUUGUAUAAUGAGGAUGUUUAGAAGCCAUUUCAAUGGCUUUUUUUUUAACAGAUAGAAUUUGUAUUUUUAUUGUACUUUAAAAAGCUUUAUGUAAUAGGUAUAUAUUUAGCAGCCAUUUAUUAUCAAUGGUAACACAAUAGAGUACUAAGAUGGUAUUUGCACACUUAAGACAUGUUACUUUACCAAUUUUUAAUGGUAAUCAGUUCUGCUACUGGCAUGACUAAAUAGUACAUAAUUGGUCAUUAAUUAUGAACAUUUAUUUCACCAGUGCAUUUUUAUGAAGAUCCAGUUGAAAAUUGUAUUUCUAUGUAAACUCAACGAUAUGUUUGAUUUUGCUGAGAAUAAAUAAUUUUAAAUAAAUAAA
Messenger RNA from Acinonyx jubatus (cheetah), 4186 nucleotides. RefSeq names its product GULP PTB domain containing engulfment adaptor 1 (gene GULP1). The record is from RefSeq and is a predicted model, not a curated record. The transcript has 19 exons. NCBI's taxonomy places the organism in Eukaryota, Metazoa, Chordata, Mammalia, Carnivora, Felidae. Bases 1029 to 2252 code for a protein of 407 amino acids.